AUGGAGCGACUCAGGGAUUCUGCAGUCCGCCCUUUAAAGACUACACUCGUCUCUCCCGGUUCUUUUCUCUUCUCUCAACCUGUGAAGCCAUCGGUCUCGUCACAACCACUCAGAAUGGAUAAAUCUCAACAACCCAGCUCCUUCCAGCAGUUGGAAAAGCUCGGUGAAGGCACCUAUGCCACUGUUUUCAAAGGGCGCAACCGCCAAACGGGCGAGAUGGUUGCGCUGAAGGAAAUCCACCUGGACUCGGAAGAAGGAACACCAUCCACCGCUAUUCGUGAGAUCUCGUUGAUGAAGGAGCUCAAGCAUGAGAGUAUUGUGUCGCUCUACGAUGUCAUCCACACGGAGAACAAGCUCAUGCUUGUGUUUGAAUUCAUGGACCGGGAUCUCAAGAAAUAUAUGGACACUCGAGGCGAUCGGGGACAACUGGACCCAGUCACUAUUAAGUCUUUUAUGCACCAACUGCUGAAGGGCAUCGCUUUCUGCCAUGAGAAUCGGGUUCUUCACCGAGACUUGAAGCCACAGAACCUAUUGAUUAACAAGAAGGGACAGUUGAAGCUUGGCGAUUUUGGCUUGGCUCGUGCCUUUGGCAUUCCAGUCAACACUUUCUCCAACGAAGUUGUCACCCUGUGGUACCGGGCACCCGACGUCCUUCUGGGAAGUCGCACCUACAACACCAGCAUUGACAUUUGGUCAGCCGGCUGUAUCAUGGCCGAGAUGUACACGGGCCGCCCACUGUUCCCGGGCACCACCAACGAGGACCAAUUGCUGAAGAUUUUCCGCUUGAUGGGAACGCCAUCUGAACGGUCGUGGCCCGGCAUCUCUCAGCUGCCAGAGUACAAGCCCACUUUCCACAUUUAUGCGACGCAGGACCUGGGUUUGAUCAUCCCGCAGAUCGACCAGCUUGGAUUGGAUCUCUUGAACCGCAUGCUGCAAUUGCGCCCGGAGAUGCGUAUCAGUGCCAGUGAUGCCUUGCUACACCCGUGGUUCAACGAUUUGCCUCAGGUUCAGGUCCAGCACCAGCAGCAGCAACAGCAGCAGCAACAGCAAUUGGCUGGCUACGGCGGCAUGGUUCCCCCUCAGCCAGCCUACUGA
Messenger RNA from Penicillium verhagenii, 1095 nucleotides. RefSeq names its product cyclin-dependent serine/threonine-protein kinase phoA. NCBI's taxonomy places the organism in Eukaryota, Fungi, Ascomycota, Eurotiomycetes, Eurotiales, Aspergillaceae. Gene Ontology annotation, cellular component: nucleus; cytoplasm. Gene Ontology annotation, molecular function: cyclin-dependent protein serine/threonine kinase activity; ATP binding. The record is from RefSeq and is a predicted model, not a curated record. Gene Ontology annotation, biological process: protein phosphorylation. The transcript has 3 exons. The coding region runs from base 1 to 1095 and encodes 364 amino acids.